This is a messenger RNA of Diorhabda carinulata, 8589 nucleotides long. It is a transcript of the gene Pak, whose product is annotated as serine/threonine-protein kinase Pak. The record is from RefSeq and is a predicted model, not a curated record. Gene Ontology annotation, biological process: intracellular signal transduction; regulation of MAPK cascade; protein phosphorylation. Gene Ontology annotation, cellular component: cytoplasm. Lineage: Eukaryota; Metazoa; Arthropoda; Insecta; Coleoptera; Chrysomelidae. Gene Ontology annotation, molecular function: ATP binding; protein serine/threonine kinase activity. The transcript has 10 exons. Bases 235 to 1950 code for a protein of 571 amino acids.
ACUUUAUUCUAUGAAUUACAAAAACAAGGACAGAAACUGAGCUAUAUCAUUAUUAUCCUAUUAUCUUUUUACGAUGACUCUAAAAUGGUGGUCAUCAUAAAGAGUAUUUGUAUUUAGAUAUGGAUUUGUUAAAUGUUACACAUUAACUAUUAUUUAUGUAUAAAAUUUUUUUUUAAAUCCUUUUGUGUAGUUAGUGUAAUUUAUUAGCAGAGUGCCUGUUAUAUUGAUUAAAAAAUGUCGUCAGAUGAUGAAAAACCCCCUGCACCACCAGUUCGUUUGACAUCCAAUAGAAGUACUGAUCUUGUCAAUAGUUCUAUCGCUGUGGAUAGGCCCCUUCCCAAGGAACCUGAAGAUUUGGAUAAGAAAAAGAAAAAUCUUAAAUCAAAAAAGACCCAUAAACUUUCUACAUAUGCUUCUGAUAAACCUAAUAUUUCCUAUCCUACUAACUUUGAACAUACAGUACAUGUUGGAUUUGAUCCUAUUUCUGGAGAAUUUACGGGAAUGCCUGAAGCAUGGUCCCGUUUAUUAAUGAAUUCAAAUAUCAGCAAACAAGAACAGAAGAAUAAUCCACAAGCUGUUUUAGAUGUCCUGAACUGGUAUGAUACGAGUUCCAAAGAGCCUCCUAAUACUAAAUAUAUGACCAAAACUGCCACUACACAUUCUGGUGUUUUUGUAGGUUCAACAUUAAGUAGAGUUUCUAGUUCAAGUCCGAGUAGUACUACACCAACAGAGGGUGAUAUAGGCCCCCAAUCUUAUCAUAGUCCUGCACAUAUUGCAAGUUCCGAAAUUGAAGAUGAAGCUCCACCUCCACCCAUUACAAGUCGGCCCGAGCGUACAAAAAGUAUUUAUACAAAACCAAUUGAAGAAGUUCAGCCCAUUAACACAGGUAAUGGCACGCCUCCACAAGGACUCAGUCCAUCUCAUCUUCCUACCCCAGCACUCGCUAGUACCAAUUCUACUAUUAAUAGUUCACCUUCGGCACCGGUAUUUGAUAAAAAUAAAAAUCAAGCUGGUUCUGAAAUGUCAAGAGCAGCUUCAGAGAAAAGAAAGAAAAAAAUGACUGAUGAAGAAAUAUUAGAAAAAUUGAGAAGUAUAGUAUCUGUUGGAGAUCCAAACCGGAAGUAUACUAAAUUAGACAAAAUUGGACAGGGAGCUUCUGGUACAGUUUAUACAGCAAUAGAAACUGCUACUGGUAUGGAGGUAGCUAUUAAACAAAUGAACCUUUCACAACAGCCUAAGAAAGAAUUGAUAAUAAAUGAAAUAUUAGUAAUGCGAGAAAACAAACAUGGAAAUGUCGUUAAUUAUUUAGACAGUUAUUUAGUGAACGAGGAACUCUGGGUAGUUAUGGAGUAUUUACCUGGUGGAUCAUUGACUGAUGUAGUAACAGAAACAUGCAUGGACGAGGGACAGAUCGCAGCAGUCUGUAGAGAAGUUUUACAAGCCUUGGACUUUCUUCACUCUAAUCAAGUGAUUCACAGGGAUAUCAAGUCUGACAAUAUAUUGCUAGGUCUCGAUGGUUCUGUUAAAUUAACGGAUUUUGGUUUCUGUGCUCAAAUUAGUCCAGAACAAUCGAAGAGAACUACAAUGGUCGGUACACCUUAUUGGAUGGCACCAGAAGUUGUUACUAGAAAGCAAUAUGGGCCUAAGGUCGAUGUAUGGUCGUUAGGGAUAAUGGCGAUAGAAAUGAUAGAGGGAGAGCCUCCUUAUUUAAAUGAAAAUCCACUUAGAGCCCUUUAUCUUAUUGCCACUAAUGGUAAACCUGAUAUUAAAGAAAAAGAAAAAUUAUCAACGGUAUUUCAAGACUUUUUAGACAAUUGUUUGGCAGUUGAAGUGGAUAAAAGGUCAUCAGCUAGGGAUUUAUUAAAGCAUCCAUUUUUAAAGUUGGCGCGCCCACUAGCAAGUCUCACGCCACUAAUUUUAGCAGCCAAAGAUGCCGCCAAACAACACUAGCGGUAAUAUCGAUCUUUAACGAAUGCCCUUGUAACUAUCCCUAUGAUGAACAAUACAAUAAGGGAAAUUUAAUUUUAUAUUUUUGACAUUUAACGGAACUUUAGGCAAAUGUCAUUUCGUUUUCAUUACUAUGUACUAUAGCUUUAUUUAAGCAGUAUUAAUUUGCUUCAAAUGCGAUUUUAAAAUGGGUUAAUCCAUCUAAAAAUAUAAAUUUGUAAUUCUUUUCAUCCCUACUAUAGUAAUUAAUUAAAAAAAAACUAUUGUCUUGUGAUGUUUUACAACACUAUUUUCACAGACUAUGACAUAAUUGUCACUAUAUUCUGUUUGACAUUACUUUUUCAAACGUUCAUCUGAUGAUGAUGAUACUAAUAUAAUAAAUACUGAUGUAUAUUUGAAUCGAUCAUUGUUUAGUUCAGAGAGUCUGGCAAAAGUGGCUUCUGUUUUCGUAGUUAUGUAUUGAAUUUAACGCCUAAUCACUUUGACUUGAGAUCAAUAUAAAGACAAUUACCUCUAACCGACAAUUUAUUUUCAAAACAAAGUUUUAGACAUUUGGCUAGAUUACCAUAAUAAUUUAAGAGAAUGAUACUCUAAGAACAAUACCCCAUGUUACUAGGAAUUGCAAUUUUUUAGACCUUGUAUUAUACAUGUAUAGGUAGUAAUAGUAGUGUCGAUCUUUAUAAUUGAUUAAAAUGUUUUGCAUUUCUAGUAAUAUAGGUUGUAAUAUAUAUUUACAUAUAGUUAAAGUUAUAAAUAAAAGGUGGUCAGACGAAAAUGGAGACGUAUCAACAGGACAUGUAUCAAUAUACUCUAUUAUGUUAUACGAACGCUCCCACUCGACAUAUUUGCUUGGAAUUGGAAUAAUUUGGAAUAUUUUCGAAAGUAUUUUAUGUCUCAUGUUUUAUUUUGCAAUUUUUAUCGAUAAAACACAUAUCAAUCACACUUGUUAGAAGCUCAGUUUUCAGUAAUACGUAAAAGAUAAAUCGUUUUAGUUUAGGAUCCAUAAUUUUGUAUGACAUUUCUCUAUUUUAUAAAGUAACUAAUAAUGAAACGUUUUCAAUGUUUUAUCACUGAAUCAAUUAUUAUUCAACAUUCCCAAUUAACAUGCGGGUAAGUGAAUACAAAUAAUACCAAUAUACAAUAUUUCACUCUUUCAACGUUGCCAAUUUCUACUUAGGUAAUGUCUUAUCAGAGAGGUGGCACUGCUGGGUUUUGCCCAUCAGUUUGUCUUACAACAAAUUUUGUAAAUGUAAAACUGUAGUUGAAAUUUUGUAGCUGUAAGUCAAGUUGAAUUGAUUCCAUUACAAUGAGACCAAUUGAACGAGUUGCUUAAUGAAGUAUCAGAAUAAAUAAUAGAAUUGAAAAAGUAUUUUUUUCAGAUUUUUCUGUGAUAAACAACUGAUUAAUAUAUAGCUAAGUGUUGUCGCUUUUUGAAAAAAUUUUUAGAAAGACUGGUACUGGGAAGCGUACUCCUUUUUCCUAUCCUUUGAAUUAUUUUGACUGAAUCUGAAUCCUGUGAUAUUUUAUUUUACACAAAGACUCGAUGACGUAGAAUUCGUGUUACAGAAUUUACAUGAACGUAGGAAUAUCUGUAAAAUGGAAAAUCUGCUUAUUCCAAUCUCAGUGUAAAUUCCAAUUUGUUAUUUUAACUAGCCAGGAGCGUUCAUCUACAAAUGGUGGUGCUGUUCUUGAUGAUAACAUUUUAUUAUGUGUGGCUACCUUUUGAAUAAGCAUUUAGCAGGUUAAGUUCAACAAAGUAGCAUAAAUACCCAAGUAGUAUCAACCGUGACCUAUUUUAAUAAAAUUACUAAUAAUUUUAUGAAAAAAUGAGAUAACAACAAAUAAAAAUUAUAUUUGAGAUUUGAAACCAGUUUAUGCUUUGAGUUGGGUUUUUUUCUUUCUUAAAAAAUUUGACACAAUCUCAACAAUACUCGACUAAUUACGUUUAUUUAUCAACCUUAUACCUAGAUGGAAUCAUGCAAAUUAGUAUUAGUUUUUGAAAGUAAGCAUUUAAUGAUUUAUUAACAGUAUUAAUAAGAUAUUUGAUUUAUGAGAUAAGUUGUCAAAGUGCCAAGUUGUUGAACUCAUCCAGCGUUGCAUUGACAGGAAACUGUGCCUAAUUUCACUUUAAUUGUAACGUUCUGAGUUUUUUUGCGUCCACUUUUUAAGAUACAAUUUUGUCAUUGAAACAUUCGACUCAUUUUUUUAUAACGCUGUUUUAUCGGGGAUAGUAUUAUAAUUUUUUAUAUAUACUGAAAAAUAUUUAUAUCAAAUGUAAUUUUAGUGGCCAUAAUAAUGUUUUAAACAUUUUUUUUAAAUUUAUGUCAGUGAAUGUAUUGAUGUCCGUACCUUUUGCCCCACCUCAUAAAAACAAGGAAAUUAAAAAUUUUUACAUAUUUCAAACUAAAGUUCAGAUGAUCAGAUAUGCAAAGUUGUAGAGAGACAGAAAUAUUUGUGUUUUAUGGUCAGGACUUAAUAACCCUGUAUCAAUCCUACAAGGGCCGAAAUUUUAUUUUUGCUACUCCUGAAGUUGAUUGUAACAUUUAACAGAAGUUUAAAUAGACAAUUCAAAAAGACACGGUCCUAAAUUGGAAGUUUUUUCUUAAGUUCCAAGAAUGAGUGUAUUUAUAUGUAUAUAACUGCUUCCAUAUAUAUUUUUAAGAAGAUCGCAUAAAUGCUGUUUUUUGUCAACUACACUGAUAUUAUAGAACAGGGUAGAAGCCUUUCAAAAAAAUGAGAAGUGAAAAAAAAAUAAUAUAAAUAAUAAUAAAAUAGAAAGAAAAGUAAAUUACGGGCGAUUUGAGUUCGGGAAGGAAAAGGGUGUGAGUUUUUAAUGGUACAUUUUCGCAAAACUAUAAAUCUUAUGGAAAAAAGUCACAUAACAUGUGAAAUUCCAACAACAAAUUUCUCAAGUUAAUUACUAGUUCACUUUGCAAAAAACUUAGAUAACUGCUAUUCUUUUUACCCUCGAAGAAGAUUAUUGUCAUAACUUUGUACUUUGGAUGGACACUAAAAACAAGACCCGGUCCCAUUUUGGGAGUUUCUUUUCUCUAGUGAUUCUUUCAAAAUUUGACUUAUUUCCUUAUUAAUUACGAUGAAUUCUAAAUCAUUUUUGACGUUUUCAAAUGAUUUUCUUCUGGGAGUUAAAUUUAUUAUCGGACAAAAAAUACGGACUGGACUGAUUACUUAUUAAGCUUUUAGUUUGUGUAUACUUUUAAGCUAUGCUUUUGAUUAUUUAGUUAUUUGCAGAAACUACGAGGCCGUUCAUUUCUAUGUUUUAUUAGACAUAAAUAUAUUCACGAAACUGAAACAUUUUAGUUGGCUAAACAUUUAAAAUUUAAAAUUGAAGACUCAAAAAGCAAGACGUAAGAAUCUGAUUGACUGUUAAGGAAAUAAAAAUCGAUAACUUUGCCUGAACAUGAUUAAUACCAGCUACAUCAGUUUGUUAGCCAUUCAUUCUAAAUACUUGGUUAACAAUUACUUGGUUGAAUUUCCUAAUUUAGAGGAGAUUCAAUGUAAUUUCCUUGGUUAGUUGUACACUGGAGGAGUAGUUGUUAUUAUACUUGAAUGACUUUGAACUGUAACGUUUUCCGUAGAAUCCAAAUGACAUUUUUCAAUUUCAGAAAUCAAAAUCACAAGGAGUUAAAUCAGGGUUGAUAUCAAAAGAUUAACGAACAAGUUUCUUCGAUUUUCAUUUUGUUUAGUUGUGAGGUUCUUCGCCGUUAUUUUGCUACUAAUAAAUUGGAUUUUCUAGUUGAAGUGUUCAAAAACCAUAAGUUUCUUAUCAAAAUCCACAUCAGACAGUGUAAUUGUGAGUGUUUAUGUAGUGGUAGUGUAAACAGUGUGUUCAGUAUUUGGAACUACUGUUUGCAAAUAUUGUAAAAUUUGAUGCAGCUUGAAAGAGCUAAUACACUUUGGACGCGUAGUAUAUUUCAAAUAGCUACCUGCUUUUGCUUUCUAAUCAGCAUGCGUUUGGAUCUGUACACUUUACGCAUAAUUCUUAAUUCCUAAACGCAUAAUGUGUAACCAUUUCUUAAAAACUCUAUUCUCUCAAGAGCUCUAACAUUUCAACGUUUUUUUGGAACAUACAACACUAUUUACUAAGAAAUUUCGAAAAUGGAACAUAAUGUGAAAUUUCGUGAAUGUAUUUACGAAUUAAGUAACUAUAAAAAAAUUGACAAAGGAAUAUUAUUUUUGAAGCCUUUAUAUAUAUUCUAUUUGCUUUGAAAAAAUGCUUGUGUGUUAAUUUCGACAGAUUUGUCGCUUGCUCAAAAAUUUAUUAUUAUUUAAAUGAUAACGAACGUAUUGUUGUUAUUAUAUACUUUCACCCCGCUGAGAAUACCGGUGCAGAAAAGAAAAUUUUCGCAUCUACUAUUAUUGUAUUUUAUUCUUUCUGUACUUGUUUUAUUUUGCUGAUUGGUAUUAAAUUAUUAUUUUUCUUAUACGAUGUAGCGAAUGAAUCUAUUUUUCUUUUAGAUAAAUGUACUAUAUUGAAGUAAUUUACAUAAUAAUCGUUUUUCUUUUCAAAUUUUUUAGAAAUAAACAAAUAUAUUACAUUUUAACGUGCAUAAACCGGAACCGCAAGGUCAUGAUUACAUUUAUCUUGAAACAAAGUUGUUUUGUACUCAUAUAUAAUUCAAUUUUUGUUACUAUCAUUUAUUUAAUGAAAUCUCGAGAUGUCAUUGUAGAAAAAUCUUUGAUUGCCAUUAAUUAAUGACUGUUCUCUUGUUGACAUGUUUUUUUUGUGUUUUAUACAUUCCAUUGAUUCAACUUCUUUCUUAGUGUGUGUCAUUUUCCCUUUUGUUGUUCAUUUGUUAAGAUUCACAUUUUAUAUGUAUAUGUCAUUAUUUCAUAUUUUAAACACAUUUAACUCUGUUCAUUUUGAAGAAAUUUUACAAUUUUCAACAAACCACAAAUCAAUCUAUAGAAUUGGUGCAUUGUCUAUGAGUAAGAGCACGUUACCCGUUGAACCCGUUUUGUUUUGUUGGCUUUUUUCACAUGUGGGAUAAAAACGUUCAGUCACAAAAAACACAAAAAAUUUCAUCCUGGAAUUUUUUUGGUUUUUGUAUAAAACAGGAAGCUUGCUUAUGCGCUCAAAAUAUCUAGACCGCUUUGCUUUCCCAGUAAUAAGCAGCGAGAGCCUGUGAUCACCAGUAGAGUUAGCGUAAACCAUGGUUGUAAUACGGGAUUUGCUUUGUACCCAGGCGCUGCAAUUUCCAAAAGGGAAACAAGGAACUUGGUUGGUAGCUUUUUUCAAUUGAGACCUGUUUCGUUCGUAUUGUAAAAGUUCUUGGGUUCAAAACCUUUGCUUUGCUUAAUUUCUACUAUUCAUAUCAAACAUAAUUUAUUAGUCUAAGGUCACAUGUAAAAAUUGAUUUAAUAUUAAAUAUAAAGAGAUAAAAGUGAUAUAAAAUAAUGAGAAAAUCACCUGUCCAAACAUGAACCACAAAUGUAUUUCUUUUUGUUCUUGGACCCUGAGCAGAGGUCAUGAGACCACGAAGCAUAUUCCGUUCAUUUCACCCGCUUUUUGCUGCGUCGAUCUUGAGACAAGUUUUAUGUUUCAUAUAGGGCACUCUUCAUUUUCUUCAGUAUUGGUGGAUGUUUCUGUUUUAACCGUUUUUACCUUUGAUACUUUGAUAUCCUUUUUUCCCUGAGACUCCCGAACUUUUAUUUUAUGAGGUGUACCCGUAAUGUCUUUUGGACCAACAGUGGUCUUCUCAAUCUGUUUGCUGGUUGAGAUUUGUUCCAAUGGAGUUGAGUCCUUGGAAGAGCUGUCUAAAAUCUUCAGGGCCAAACACCUUUUUUAAAGCUGUUUACUGCAGUUUUUUCAACUGCUGCUCGUUCGUAGGCUUAAUUAAGCUAUCUGCAUGUUCGUAACUGCCCUACCAGGUUGGUUACAGAGCCAAUUUUCUAUCGCCGGAGCAUAGAAUGUCUUCAAGGGUGUUGAAUGUGGUGGCAAGCACAAGAUCGAACAACUCUGAGAAACUUAGAGGGACGAUAUAUGGGUCCUUUACCUUAUACACACUAUUUUUUUGCUUUUCUUUUGAUUCUACUUUCAUUAUUUUUUUAUGACAUUACCCGUUUAACUGUGACUUAAGUUUUGGCUUUAUUUUAUCAUUUUCUACUGCAUAUAUAGGUGAAGUGUUUUUUUUUCAAGCUUUUUUCGUUAUUAUAUCAUUAAUUUGCUUCGUUUACUUUGCUGCACUUCUCAUUCUGACCCAUAUACUUUUUAUUUUCUUUAACGUUGAUCUCGUUGAGUUCCCAUUUUGUCUAAUGUUCUGCGCCAUUUUUUGCAAAGUAAACAAUUUUGACAAAAAGCUGGAUCUUCUUUUUAUAAAUUUCAAUAAUCGUUUUUAAACAUAAAAUUAAUUACAAAACAAGUUUAUCUCGAGAUUUUAUCUAAUUUACAUGAAUAUGAAUGAAUUAAAAUAUAUAUAAAUGAGUUAUUUAAAUAAUUUGUGUAAAGUUCAUUAAUUCAAACGCGGAAUUUGAAAAAAAAAUAUAUAGUAUGAUUGAUAGAAUGGCUGUAUAAUUACUAUAGGUAUUUUUGCACUAGUAUUUAUGAUAAAAAAAUGUGAUUGCGUAGAUAUAUUGUUGCCAAUAAAAGAUAUAGCGAGUGGAUAAUAAAUCAUUUUUUAAGUA